Molecule: messenger RNA, 981 nt
Organism: Lichtheimia ornata
Lineage: Eukaryota; Fungi; Mucoromycota; Mucoromycetes; Mucorales; Lichtheimiaceae
Exons: 4
Coding region: 1-981 (326 amino acids)
Molecular function (GO): hydrolase activity
Source: RefSeq, a predicted model, not a curated record
AUGACUCGUAUCCAUCCGGUCUAUGCUGUUGCCUUUGAGAAGAUGAAAAAGGACCCACGUAUCGGUUCCAUCCCAAUUGAAGAAUACCGUGCCUUACUUGAUAAUCGCAUGAAACAUAUCACUUUGCCCGAUGUAUAUGAAGAGGAACGCACCGUGACAACGAAUGAUGGCAACCCCUUACAUUUGACCUUGUUACGUCCUCUUGGAACUGAAAAACAAGUCCUUCCCGUACUCAUUUACUAUCAUGGCGGCGGUUGGGUCAUCGGUUCAAAGCACACCCAUGGCAAAGUGAUUCGCGAUAUUUGUAUUCGAGCGAACGUGGCUAUUGUAUUUGUCAACUACAAGCUUGCCCCUGCUGUCAAGUUCCCGGCUAUUCAUGAAGAAGCAUUUGCAGCAUUGGAAUGGGUGUAUACGCAUGGUGGUAAAGAGCUCAAUGUGGACGUCAACAAGCUCGCUGUGGGUGGAGACAGUGCAGGUGGCAACCUAUCAGCUGCCAUGCCAUUGAUGCUGCAGGAUCGGCACCAACGCGGCGAUACUCGUUUACCCCUGGAUACGAUCAAGACGCAAAUCCUUAUUUAUCCUUCUACUGCUCCCAAGCCAACAUUUCCAUCUUAUGAGCUAUUUGGCAGUGGCGAUUUUGCACUCUCCAAUGAAGAAAUCAAGUUUUAUGGCCGUGCUUAUGCCAGCAAAGCUAUGCGCAACAACAAGUUCAUGUUUGCAUUAUUGGCUUCGGAUGAAGAAUUGAAAAAAGUCCCGCCUGCAUUGAUCAUCACAGCUGAAGCUGAUGUACUUCGCGAUGAAGGAGAGGAAUAUGGAAGACGAUUAACCGAUGCUGGUGUGAAGACGACGACCGUGCGCAUGAUUGGUGCAACACAUGGCUACAUUUCCCUUCCAUUCGAAACAAGCAUCUACACCCACUCGAUCUAUUUGAUUGUUCGCCAGCUGCAUGAUACGUUUUCCAUUGCGUCAUCCAAGUUGUAA